UAGAGGGGGUGGACUAUCUUGACGUUCAGUUUCAGGGUUUCACUGCUGUCUGCCAGUACUAUGACCUCUUUGACUGUACUGUGCUGGAGAUGCCAAGAUGGCUGCAAGCAAUUAUUUCGGCUUCACACAUGGUGCCGGUCCGCAAUACAGUACCCAGCCUCCCCCAGCCUACUCCCAUCCCUCCACAGCCACUUACAGUGUCCAGCAGGCUCCAGCUGUGGCUCAUGCAGUGACUGCAUCCUACUCUCCAGCUCCAGUCCAGGCAGCCCGGCCAGUGGUCACUGCCCCUUACCCUGCCUAUCAGAGUCACCAGGCUCCCCCUGACUACGCCUACAGGCAGCCAGACCCCCCGGCACCCCCACAGCCAACCACCACCCCACAGACGUACCAGGUAUACUCGGACACGCAGGACAACUACAGCUACGGGCGCCCUGCAGCUGUCACGACCUAUGACAACAAACAGUACUACCAGACGAGUAUAGCUUCAGCUCAGAGGACACCCACAGAGAAUUACUACCAGACGGUAGGUGUAAAGAGUGCUUACAGUCCAGCCCCCUCCACUGUGUACAGCCAGCCUCCUCCUCCCCAGAGGCAGGUAACGGCCCUGAAGCCUCUGGCCCCCUCUGUGUCAACCAGCUACAACAUUUACCCAGUGUCCACCAGUGUCCAGCAGCCCCCCACACCCAUAUCAUCCUACACCCUUGGCUCCUCCUUCGGAUCCACUGUUUCAGCCACCACCUACUCAGGCAUUAGCUACUCCAAUUAUGACUCAACUGGCUACACCUCUACAUCCACCCCCUCCUAUUACCAGCCAGCCCAGCAGACUCUCACCCAGCCGCAGCCUCCACCUCAGCAGCCCCAGCAACAGCCCCAGCCCCCCAUCCAGCCACAUCCUAAGCAGCUGACAAGCUCUUCCUGGAGCAACUCAGGCAGCAACAUGGUGACAGCUCCGACUGUAAACACCUACAAAAAGCCCACGUUUCACCAGAGCAAACUGCAGAAGCCCAAAGGGCCUCCCAAGCAGCCCCAGCUCCAUUACUGUGACAUUUGCAAGAUCAGCUGUGCAGGCCCUCAGACGUACCGGGAGCACCUUGAGGGCCAGAAGCAUAAGAAAAAGGAGGCAGCCCUUAAAUCUGGGGGGCAGACGGGGGCCAGCAAUGGGCCCAGAGGUGUCCAGACUCAGUUACGCUGUGAGCUGUGUGACGUCACCUGCACCGGAGUGGACGCCUAUGCCGCCCAUAUCCGUGGGGCCAAACAUCAGAAGGUGGUGAAACUUCACACCAAGCUGGGCAAACCUAUACCUUCCACUGAGCCAGUGUUGGUGAAUUCAGCUCCAGUUAUCACAACCUCGACAGCUGGGAAACCUCCAGUUACCACAUCCACUCCUGCCUCUGUCUCAACCACUUCAACUCCCACUGUGACAUCCAGACAUGGGGCUGUAAACACCGCGGUCAAAAUAAUGGCACCAGUCAAGAAACCAGCUCCUCACAAAAUAUAUAACAUUUCCAAUAAGCCUGUCAGCGCUCCAGCAGCUGCAGUGACAGCAGCGGUGGUGGUGGCUGCCAAGGUGGAGGAGCCCAUGCAACAGUCAGUUCAGAGGAGGGACCCUCAGAGUGACAAUGAGGACGAUGACAGAGCCGGAGGCCAGGGAGACAUCCAGCCAGUGGGACACGACUACGUAGAGGAGGUCCGAAACGUUGACGGCAAAGUAAUUAGAUUCCACUGUAAACUGUGUGAGUGCAGCUUCAACGACCCCAACGCUAAAGACAUGCACCUGAAAGGAAGAAGGCACAGACUCCAAUACAAGAAGAAAGUGAACCCAGAGCUUCCUGUGGAGAUCAAGCCAAGUAACCGGGCUAGGAAGCUGCAGGAGAGCAAGCUGAAGAAGCAGAAACAGAAGGCGGUGCUGAAGAGACAGAGAGACGAUGAGCAGUGCUGGCACAUGGAGAUGAGGUCAGACUCAUGGCCAAAGCGAUAUGAGGAGGACUUGUACUGGAGGAGGAUGGAGGAGGAGCAGAUGUAUUGGGGGGAGCAGAGACGCAGGAUGGCUCCUCCACCGUUGAUGAGCCGCCCUGGUAUGCCAGUACCCCCUCUACUGACGUGUGUGCGUCGGCCAGACUCUCCUGACGACCGUCACAUCAUGGCUAAACACUCAACCAUUUACCCAGUAGAGGAAGAGCUGCAGGCUGUUCAGAGGAUUGUCUCCCACUCUGAGAGAGCCCUAAAACUGGUGUCAGACUCCCUGCUGGAGAAGGAGACACCAGCUGUUGAUACGGCUGCUACUGAAGGAGGAGAUGAAAAAGGUACUGAGAACUCAGGACGGCUGCUAAAAGGUGUGAUGAGGGUGGGCAUCCUGGCCAAAGGCCUGCUGCUUCAUGGGGACAGAAAUGUUGAGCUCAUCCUGCUGACUGCUAAGAAACCCACCAUCUCUUUACUGAAGAACAUCGCCAAGCAUUUGCCCAAAGAACUGGAGACAUUUUCUGAAGAUCAGUAUGAGGUGCAGGCUCACCCUGAGGAGGCGAACAUCGUGAUAUUUUCAAGCAAGGAGCCCAAAAUGCAGGUGACCAUUUCUCUCACCUCGCCGCUGAUGAGGGAGGACCCUGCUACUGAGAAGGAGAAGCAGGCAGGAGGAAAAGCGGCUGAGAAAGGUGUGGCUGAGAAGGACCCCACUGAUCUUCUGAAUAAGAGAAAAUGUCUGGAAUACCUGGCUGCUCUCCGUCACGCCAAAUGGUUUCAGGCUCGUGCCAACGGGUUGCAGUCUUGUGUGAUCAUCAUUCGGUUGCUGAGAGAUUUAUGUCAGCGCGUUCCCACCUGGGGGAAGAUGCCCGGCUGGGCGAUGGAGCUGCUGGUGGAGAAAGUGAUCAGCAGUGCUCCAGGCCCGCUCAGCCCAGGAGAGGCCAUGCGCAGAGUCCUAGAGUGCAUCUCCACAGGCAUCCUGCUUCCAGAUGGACCAGGGUUGAUGGACCCAUGUGAGAAAGAGACAACAGAUGCUUUGGGAAGCAUGAUGCUACAAGCCAGAGAGGACAUUACUGCCAGUGCACAGCAUGCUCUGCGGCUGCUUGCUUUCCGCCAGAUCCACAAGGUUCUGGGCAUGGAGUCUCUGCCAGCGUCCAAGGCCAGCGCUCGCAACCGCAAGCGUCGACGGGACGGCAGCGAAACGGGCGAAGGGGAGGGGGAGGGCAAAAAAGACAAGAAGGAAGAAGCAGAGAGUGCUUGACCUCUGCCUCCAGAGUGUAGGCCUUUGCUUGUUGGUAGACUGGUAGAAUGUCACAACUUUUCUUAUCUUGAAAACAAUCUUAACACGCAGCUAUACACAUAUGAAUAUAACUGACUGUACAUGUUACAUGUCUACCCUUGAAUUAAGAGGAGUAAUAUGUUCAGGGGAGAAAACAGAAGCAUAAGAAUCUGUACUGCAAAUCCUCCUCGUAUAGUAAUUUCCCGCAAAUUAAGUGUCUUUUAAAGUUUGCAGAGAAAAUUGGCUUCAUCAUGAAUCAUCAAAAUGAAUGAUUGCAUCAUUCCAUUUCAGUACAAUUGCACACUACUACUGACCACUCCCCUCUUCUUGUUUAUUCCCAAUAGUUAAACCACCAUCAACUACAGUAUUGUUUUAUAAGAUGUUGAAAAACCUCCAGUUAAAUCAUCAGCACCUAAGAAAGCUUUUUUUUCCCAGUAGGACUGCUUGAGUCAGGACUCGCUGAACUAAUGUUGGUGCAUGACAUUUGUACGCUAAAAUGUUUUUCAGUCUGUGUUCAACAAACAAAAGGAUAUGGGUUCUGGUUUAGAAGUUUUGAAACUGAGAAAGAUUACAGAUUACGGUCUACAAACAUAAUGCACUGUGAUGUUCACUGUGCCUAAGAUGAGGAACUUUAAAAAUAAACUAGUGUGAAGGUCCUUCCUGAACUAAACACUCCCUCUAAAGUCUCCUGUUUCAACAUUUCCUCCUCAUGCAUUUUGAAAUUGUUAUACGUUUGAGUUGUGAAAUUCAAAGGUCCUGCAUCACACCUUAAAUACUUACAAUUAAUUCCCCUUGAAAACACGUCCGUAAGGUUUUGCAAGAAAUGUACAAAGAGAGAUUCUCUGUUUUGUGAGGUUUUUCUGUGGAGGUCACUGGAAAGUAAAUCUGUCUCUUGAGGAGAGAGAAGUCUUAUGUUGCACAGUCUGAAGCAUGCUGAGGGAAUGAAGCACUUAAGAAAUGACAAUGUUACUGUAUGCAGCCAUAAUUUUAUCAUUUGAAUAAUAUCCCUGGUAACCUUUUUUUUCUUCCAGAGUAUGGUUAGCAGAAGAGAGAAGCUUUAGUCCGACUGAAUCUCUACUGUAAUGAUCAUGUAGUCCUUUGACUUUCUUCCUUGUGCCUGCAUCAUGUUGUGUAUUACAGAGUAAGGGUUACAUUGUUUAUUUGUCAGGUUAAUAUUGUAAUGAAAUUGUUUCACAAAGAUGUAGGACAGGGAAGGGACAGUUGCACAACUCUUUGGCUUAAAAGUUGAUGUGAUGAGAGCAUUAUUGUGCCGUUUUUAGUUUGAUUUUCAUUUAUCAAGAGCAUCAUGUAUUGCUUAUUUUAUUUCUGAAGGAUGUUGCAAUCUAUUUUGUAUUCUUUAAAUGGAAAGUGUGAACGUUGCUGUCCUUAUAUGUGAAUGUCUUUGUAGUGUUGCCUAAAAUUAGGGGAAAUAUAUUAAAACACGUUUAAGCCA
This is a messenger RNA of Perca flavescens (yellow perch), 4688 nucleotides long. It is a transcript of the gene zfr2, whose product is annotated as zinc finger RNA binding protein 2. Bases 98 to 3217 code for a protein of 1039 amino acids. The record is from RefSeq and is a predicted model, not a curated record. Gene Ontology annotation, molecular function: single-stranded RNA binding; zinc ion binding; double-stranded RNA binding. Gene Ontology annotation, cellular component: precatalytic spliceosome. The transcript is spliced from 19 exons. Lineage: Eukaryota; Metazoa; Chordata; Actinopteri; Perciformes; Percidae.